Molecule: messenger RNA, 516 nt
Organism: Theileria equi strain WA
Lineage: Eukaryota; Apicomplexa; Aconoidasida; Piroplasmida; Theileriidae
Product: ferredoxin, putative
Exons: 3
Coding region: 1-516 (171 amino acids)
Biological process (GO): electron transport chain
Molecular function (GO): electron transfer activity; 2 iron, 2 sulfur cluster binding
Source: RefSeq, a predicted model, not a curated record
AUGAACUCUUUGAGGAAAAUUCUCACCUUGGCGGUCAUUUUGGCAGGAAAAUUCGUCUCUACACUAUCGCAACGCCAAGGCCAAAAUUUUGGUUUUAUUGUUCUCCAUUAUAGGAACGGAAGAAUAGGAGACGAAUGGUCGCAUAGAGGGAAAGCUUUGAAUCGGCUGUUUUACUCGGUCAAACUCGUGCUUCCAGAUGGUAUCUUUGAGAAUUCACGAGAAAAGGUGAUUGAGAGCGGACCGGACGAGUACAUUCUAGAAGCUGCCGAAAAUCAAGGUCUAGAUCUUCCAUACAGCUGCAGAGGAGGCAGCUGCUCUACAUGUGCAGCAACUCUUGUCGAGGGAGAAAUAGAUAAUGACGAACAAAGCUACCUUACUGACGAACAGCAGAAAAAGGGUUAUUGUUUGCUUUGUACAGCAUAUGCUAAAAGUGAUUGUACAAUUCACACUCAUAAGGAGGACCGAUUACACAAAGAAGAAGAAUCUACAAAAGAGGGGGAACAUACUUCGUCUUGA